Molecule: messenger RNA, 7661 nt
Organism: Drosophila santomea
Lineage: Eukaryota; Metazoa; Arthropoda; Insecta; Diptera; Drosophilidae
Gene: east
Source: RefSeq, a predicted model, not a curated record
UUUUGCGCCGUCGGGCCGAGCGUCGCUCUUUUGCUCUCCAUUUUGGCUCGUUAUUUCGCUUCGCACCGUGUUUGCGUUCACAACUCUUGUUCGGGUUCUGCAUUUUAUUUUAUUAUUAUUAUUUUUUUUUGUUUGUUGCUAUUCGGUAAUUCUUCACAUCACAGUCAACCAAUGGGACCAAAUCACUGCGACUCGAACUGGACACAAUCAGCAUCGGAUCGCAGGGAGCAACAGGAGGUGGUGGAGCAGCAACGCCAGAAGGCGUCGGGGGAGCGGCCAUCAUAGGAGCAGCAACGUCGGCUGCAGCUGCCCAGGGCCCCUCGAAAAUGUCUAGCCGGAAGCUGCCAGGAGGCUCUGGAGGAGCUGACGAAGCCACAGCAGCAGCUGCCCCCCUGGACGAUAAUGCAAAUGCCAGUGUGGUGAUUCCGGCCAGCAGCGAGGAGCCAGCAAUGGGCGUUGGCGAAGAGAUGCCCAUCAUAAGCAAAACACGCACCUCAACGUCGUCAGUGGAGCCGGCUGAGGAGCCAACAGUUGCAGUAGAGCUGGAUGGCGAAAACGAGCUGGAAUCGACUCCAGUCUCCAAAACGCCAAGGUCCACACCUACGCCAACCCUUACGCCAGCUGUCACGCCCACCGCCAGCGAUGGACUGGCGGCCAAGAGCGUGAGGGUUACCCGGCACUCGUCGCCACUGCUCCUGAUCAGCUCGCCCACGACAAGUAGACGUGAGGUCGGCGACGGAGCGUUAGACACCGAGGAGCCAACGGGAUCGGGUGGCCAAAGAAAGAGCUCCGUGGAGCGGUCUUUGGGGCCCGUUAUACGCGGACGGAAGUCCAUCAAGGAUCUGAAAGAAGCCAAAGAAGUUAAAUCCGAGGAGGCGCCUGCCGCAGCAUCAGAUUCAAGAGCUGCACGUGGAGCGACGCCUGGCCAGGUCAAGGAACAGCAUGUCGGGGAUGGCAACGAACUGGAAUCCUUGCCAAUCACAGACAAGAAAGACCACAAAGACACAAAAGACAAGGAGGAUGAGCGGGAAACCGAUCAGGAUGCAGAGAAGGAAAAAUCAGCUCAGACAGAAAUAAUUGCAGAUACUGAAAAAUCUGUAGAAAAAGAAAAGUUUACAGAGAAGGACAAAGCUGCCGAUAAAGAUGGUGGGAAAGAAAAAGAAAGUGAUGCAAAUAAGGAUAUAGAUAAGGAGAAGGAAAAGGAAAAGGAAAAGGCCAAGGAAGCACUUCCGCCAGUGGUGCCAAUAGCACCAGUGACACCCACUUGCAAUCGUGUCACACGCAAAUCGCAUGCCCAGGAGCAGGCGAUUAACACGAGGGUCACGCGCAAUCGUCGCCAGUCUUCUACAGUUGGAGCCAAUUCCUCCUCCGCUGCGCUCUUGGUAGCUGCUACCUCCUCAGUAACAGAGCAACCACCUCCCUCUCGCGGUCGACGGAAGAAGCCAGUGGUGGUGGCUCCACCCUUGGAGCCUGCGGUAAAACGAAAGCGAUCCCAAGAUGCUGAAGCCGACCCAGACGUCAACAACAGCGCGAAGUACAGCAAGGUUGAAGUGCUAAAGUCUGAGGAAGCUGAGGCACCAGAGGAGGACUCCACUGCCGUGGCGAUUAAACAGGAACCAGUUGAUGGCAGUGAAGUCAGUUCUAUUUCUCCUUCAGUCACGCCCACACCCACACCUACGCCAACGCCAGCUCCGAUAUCGGGCAGUCGUCGGGGUCGUGGUCGCCCGCAGAACAGGAACUCAUCCUCGCCUGCAGCCACAACGCGGGCCACUCGACUGAGCAAGGCGGGAUCACCGGGUAUCUUGACACCAGUUGCCCAGGAACCGGCGCCACCGAAACGGCGUCGAGUCGGCUCCAGCACACGGAAGACUGCCUCGGCCAGCUCGCUGGCACCCAGCUCGCAGGGCGGCGCCGGGGAUGAGGACUCCAAGGACAGUAUGGCCUCGUCCAUGGACGACCUGCUGAUGGCCGCUGCAGAUAUCAAGCAGGAAAAGCUGACGCCCGACUUCGACGAUAGUUUGCUGCCAGAAAGCCUGCCCUCUACUUCUGGUGCGUCGAGUGCCAAUGGCCAUUCCUGCACCGAGCCGCUUACUGUGGACACGGAAAUCAACGUUAAGCCCGCUGAUUCCAAAGUAAAGUCAAAGGAGUCACCGGCGGCAACAGUCGAGGAAUCUCCAUCACUAUCCAAAACGCCAUCUGCAAAGGUGUCCGCAGAAACUGGGAAGGCUCCAUCUCUUAGUCCAGAGAUGAUAAGCGAAGGCGUGAGUGCGGUCAGUGUUCGCAACUUUUACAAGAAGCCUGAGUUCCUGGAAAACAAUCUGGGCAUUGAAAAGGAUCCGGAGCUGGGUGAAAUCGUUCAGACGGUUAGUAGCAAUGACACGGAAACAGAUGUGGAGAUGGCUGUAGACGGCGAAUUAAAUCAAGCGGUCUCUCCCAAGUCGCGAGAUAAAAAGGAAGAGGAGCAGGAUAAUAAUCAGAAAUCAGGACCAAAAGCGGGAAAGAAGGCUCCUGCUCAAUUAGGACCUAAAGCUGAAGACAUUUCUGAAAUUCUUACCGAAGUUCCUGUUGAAAAUUCCACUGAGACUGCAGCCGAAGUUAUAGAAGAAGCAGAGGAAGACACUUGUUCAAAUAGCUCAAUCAAACCAGGUGAGCUUCGACUGGACGAGAGCAACGAUGGACCUGAACUGCUUCUGGAAGAUGCCCUCAUAGUCAAUGGUGAUGAGACACCAGAUCAAUCGGAGGAAAAGGAGGACCAGGUGGGGUUCUUCCAUUCAGGAGAAUACGACGACUUUGAGCACGAGAUUAUGGUGGAGCUGGCGAAGGAGGGUGUGCUAGAUGCCAGCGGCAAUGCAUUGAGUCAGCAAAAGGUAGAAAUUGAGCAUCCCGAGGAUGUUACUCUACUCGAAUCCAAAAACGACAUGGAGGAAGCCCUUGAUAACGCCGAGGAAUCGGUUGAGCGUAAGCCUAUUAAGGACCCGUCCGCCGAGGACGAAAUGGCGGCCAUGGAGGUGGAGGAGUCCUAUAUUGACAUUAAGCAGCAGACGAAUCAACUGUUAGUUGAACACUUGGCAGAAGAGACCACGGAAGCGGACUGUGGUCCCGAGGAUAACAAGGAGAACUUGUCCACGUCUGCUUCCAGCACCGCUGCCGAUGGUCUGGAUAUUCAGUUGGCCAUCAAGGAGGAUGAUGACGAGGAGAAACCGCUUGCAGUUAUCGCUGAUGAACAGAAGCCUGAGCUGCUAUUGACCAAGGUCAUGGGAGUGGAUGAGAAACCAAACGGCAAGCAGGAAUCGAUCUGCGAUGAGCAUGUUCAGCUAGUGGUGGGGCAGGAGGAUCAGGAAAAUCAUAUGCAAAACCUUCGUCAAGAACAGGAGAUUCACUUGCAAAACCUUGGCCUACUCACGCACCAGGCCGCUGAACAGAGGCGCAAGUGUUUGCUUGAGGCACAGGCCCGCCAGGCGCAAUUGCAGCUCCAGCAACAUCACCAUCACCAGCACAAGCGACAAGGAGCGCGCGGAGGAGGUAGUGCCACUCAUGUGGAAUCCAGCGGUACUCUUAAGACAGUCAUCAAGCUGAACAGGAGCAGCAAUGGAGGAGUGGGCGGUAGUGGCGGCCUGCCAACUGGUACAGUUAUCCAUGGGGGCAGCGGCUCCUCCUCCGCUUCCUCCACGUCCUCCUCAUCGGUGGGCAGUGCAACACGUAAAUCAAGCGGUACUUUGGGCUCAGGAGCGGGAGCAGGUGCUGGCGUUCGCCGGCAGUCUCUUAAGAUGACAUUCCAGAAGGGUCGGGCUCGUGGUCACGGUGCUGCGGAUCGAUCCGCCGAUCAGUAUGGCGUCCACGCCGAGGACUCCUACUAUACCAUUCAGAACGAGAACGAAGAUUCGUCGCACUCGGAAAGUCAGGGACAGGCGGACCACGGCUUCUACCAGAUGGUCAAAAAGGACGAAAAGGAGAAGAUCCUUAUUCCGGAAAAGGCCUCCUCGUUUAAGUUUCAUCCAGGGAGGCUGUGCGAGGACCAGUGCUACUACUGCAGCGGAAAGUUUGGACUCUAUGACACACCCUGCCAUGUUGGACAAAUAAAGUCCGUGGAGCGCCAGCAGAAGAUCUUAGCCAACGAGGAGAAGCUGACUGUGGAUAACUGCUUGUGCGACGCAUGUUUUCGACACGUGGAUCGUCGGGCAAAUGCGCCAUCCUACAAGAAACGUCUUUCCGCUCCAGGACACUUGGAAAUGGGGGCUGCGGCGGCAUCUGCUCUAGAGAAGCACUUUGCUGGCGACAGCGGCGUCAUUCCGGAAGUGGGUGGCGAAGCUGGUUCCACGGCAGCCGUGGCCGUGCAGCAACGUUCCUGUGCCGUUAAGGACUGCGUCGAGGCGGCAGGACACUCGCUGCGACGCAAGUGCAUCCGCAAGAGCGUGAAGAAGUUUCAGCUCAGCCUGGAGAUUCCCGCGGGCUCGUCGAUCGUGUGGCUGUGUGAGGCGCAUUACAACACGGUCAUCCAAUUUUCUGGCUGCGUUCUAUGCAAGCGUAGAUUGGGCAAGAACCAUAUGUACAAUAUAACAACGCAGGACACAGAUCGACUGGAAAAGGCGCUGUCCGAGAUGGGCAUCCCAGUUCAGCUUGGCAUGGGUACUGCAGUCUGCAAGCUGUGUCGCUAUUUUGCCAACCUCUUGAUGAAGCCACCGGACAGCACCAAGUCCCAAAAGGCGGAAUUCGUGAAGAACUACAGAAAGAGGCUCCUCAAGGUGCAUAAUCUGCAGGAUGGCAGUCAUGAAGUGUCCGAAGCGGAUGAAGAAGAGGCACCUAACGCAACGGAGGCGGAGAGGGCAACCGCAGACGGACACGAAGAUGCCGAGAUGCCCAUGGUAGCGGACUAUGAUGGACCUACCGAUUCCAAUUCAAGUAGUUCUUCGACAGCAGCCCUGGACAGCAGCAAACAAAUGUCUAAGCUGCAGGCCAUCCUGCAGCAAAACGUGGGAGUGGAUGCGACAGGAGCAGCGGGAACAGGAGCUGUUGCAGCAAGUCCCGUAGGAAGCGGAUCUGGAGCAGAUAUCUCAAACGUGUUGCGCGGGAAUCCGAACAUUUCCAUGCGAGAACUUUUCCACGGCGAAGAGGAGCUGGGUGUGCAGUUCAAGGUUCCGUUCGGAUGCAGCAGCAGCCAGCGCACGCCGGAGGGUUGGACACGGGUGCAGACUUUUCUACAGUACGAUGAGCCGACGCGCCGCCUCUGGGAGGAGUUGCAAAAGCCGUACGGCAACCAAAGCUCCUUUCUGCGCCACUUGAUACUACUGGAGAAGUACUACCGAAACGGAGAUCUCGUCCUGGCACCGCACGCCUCCUCCAAUGCCACGGUUUACACCGAGACCGUCCGCCAGCGGCUAAAUUCUUUUGAUCACGGUCAUUGCGGUGGAUUGAGCAGCACAGGCAGCCCUUCUUUUUCGGGAUCCGGCAAGCGCGGUGGCGUUCCUCAACCUACGGGUGCCAGUGUGCUGGCCACCGCUCUUACAACACCAUUGACAAGCCAUUCAUCCUCCUCUGCAUCCAUUUCAUCCGAUCAGCAUGCGUCGGUUGAUCCUGUCAUUCCGCUGGUAGAGCUCAAUGAUGACGAUGAAGGCGAAGAUGGGGCAGGCGGAGCAGGCGAAAGGGAGUCGACAAACAGGCAGGAGGAAACAAUCUUGGAAAGCCUCAGCACAGCCUCGGUGGACAAGCUGACCAAGCAGCUCAGCUCGAAUGCGGUGACGAUUAUCGCCCGGCCCAAAGACAAGUCGCAGCUCUCCUGCAACAGCGGAUCCUCCACGUCCAUUUCCAGCUCCUCGUCCGCCAUUUCCUCGCCGGAGGAAGUGGCCGUCACUAAGCUCACGGCAGUAGCACCAGUCCAGUCCAAGGAUGCACCGCCACUGGCGCCUGCAAGUAGCGGUGUUAGCAACAGUCGCAGCAUCCUCAAAACCAAUCUCCUGGGCAUGAACAAGGCGGUGGAAAUUGUGCCGUUAACGACUGUCUCCCACGCUUCCACCUCCACAUCCACUGCUGCAUCUAAAAACUUCCUUACAUCCAUCGCCUCACUGGCUAACAAGCCAACUGGAUGCCAUAUACCUGAGAAACAGCAAAAGAUUCUGGACGUGGCCAAUAAGCUGCUCGGCAGCCAGGGCGAACCGGUACCAACCGCCUUGCUUGGCCUGCAGUCAAAGCUAAAGCCUCCAAUGCAUCAGCAGCAGGCCGGGGGAUCAGGAGCGGGAACUAGUGGCCCUCAGAAGCCUAAUGUGGCGCAAUUGCUUAGCUCUCCACCAGAGCUAAUCAGCUUGCAUCGACGGCGGACGAGCGGAGCAGCAGCGGCGGCCAGCAGCUUACUCGGCAACCUUCCGGGCAAGAGGCUUCAACUUCCACGAACUGGAGCAGGGCCUUCAGCAGGAGCGGGAACUGGAACGGGCGGUGGAACAGCAGGAAGCCGCAGUGCGGGUGGACCACCACCGCCCAAUGUGGUCAUACUGCCGGACACCUUAACCGCACAGGAGCGACACGAGAGCAAGAGCUGGAAGCCAACGCUGAUACCGCUGGAGGAUCAGCACAAGGUGCCGAACAAGUCACAUGCUCUUUAUCAGACCGCCGACGGUCGAAGGUUGCCCGCCCUGGUGCAAGUGCAAUCUGGUGGCAAGCCAUACCUCAUCUCUAUCUUCGACUACAACCGCAUGUGCAUCUUGCGAAGGGAGAAGCUGCUGCGGGACCAGAUGCUCAAAAGUAACGCCAAGCAAAAGCCGCAGAACCAGCAACAGCAGCAGGCCCAAACGCACCAGCAGCAGCAAAACUCCGCCGCGUCGGCGGCUGCCUUCUCCAAUAUGGUGAAGUUGGCCCAACAACACACGGCGCGUCAGCAGCUCCAGCAGCUGCAACAGAAACAACAGCAGCAGCAGCAACAAAUGCCCACUUUACAGCCAGGUGGAGCAGCUGGUACGGGUGUGCGACUUGCCCGGCUGACGCAGAAACCGAUGCCACCACUGACUAACCCGCAGAUAGGCAGUCAGGCGCCCAACUUUCAGCCGCUGCUGUCCAGUACGCUGGACAACAGCAACAGCUCCUGGCUGUGGAAAAACUUUCCUGAUCCCAAUCAGUAUCUGCUAAAUGGAAAUGGAGGGGGUGCCGGGAGCUCCUCCAGCAAGUUGCCACAUCUCACGGCCAAACCAGCCACGGCAACCAGUAGUGGCGGAGCGGCCAACAAAUCAGCAGGAAGCCUAUUUACCCUCAAGCAGCAGCAGCACCAGCAGAAGCUCAUCGACAACGCCAUCAUGUCAAAGAUACCCAAAAGUUUGACCGUAAUACCGCAGCAGAUGGGUGGAAAUGCCGGCAACGAUAUGGGGGGCAGCAGCUCCCCGGAAAGGACUGAUGACGGCGAAGGAGGGCGCAAUGGGCAUCAGCCGUAGCGUCGGUGGGCACCCGGCGGAGUAGUAGGAUCAACAAGCAGGCGCCGAGCAGUCUAAGCGGCGAGCUUCACAACAAGAGGUGACCAGCGGCGGCUCCAUGGAUAUCACAAACUCCACAAUUCCAUGGCUGCAGUAGAAUAAGUGAUAAACUAAAAAACAGUGGACGGACAGACGAGAACGAAACAGAUGAGAAACCAAGAUAAUUCUAAGAUUACAUAACGUUGAUUGUGUAUAAACGAGAUACGGUUA